GUUUAAAGUAACAUUCUCAAAUAAACUGCAGUGAGAGAAUAUAAUCAAUAGUAAAUCUAAAUAGCGUCGGAUUACAAGUAACAUUGAGCGCUUAAAAGUAGAAUAGUUUAGAAAUACUUUAUAGUACCAUAUAGGAUUGAUAUAAUUAAUGUCCUAAAGGUCUGAAUGCUCCAGAGAAUACAGUGUUUUGCAGCAAAUGGUUUACAUUUAAGUUUUCUUUAAAAUUACCAAAGCAAAACAAUUGAUUUCAAAAUUUCGAUGUCUAUAAUAGGCUUUGCAGCUUAAUGUGAUUAUGCUUAUAGAUUGGGAUAUGGGUAAUUAUAUACUAUGGAAUUGAAUCAGGAAUUUAGUUGAGGCUAUAUGGUUAAUUGAGAAUAUACAAUAGAUAUGUAG
Messenger RNA from Paramecium octaurelia, 393 nucleotides. NCBI's taxonomy places the organism in Eukaryota, Ciliophora, Oligohymenophorea, Peniculida, Parameciidae. The record is from the annotation of a GenBank genome assembly.